AUGCCGUUUUUAGUCCUUUUGCGCCUUGAUUAUGCAGACUUUUUAGGUGGACUUUUCAUGAUGUGGUUUAUUAAUGAACCAAUGAUUUUGAUAUCGCCUGUACUUUUUUCAAAAGUAAUACCUAGUCUCACCAGCAUUUGUGUAGCUCAUGUUAACAAGGCUUUUACGUUGACCUAUGACCAAAAUUUGACAUUUUCGGCCCUUUUCAAUCAGGCAAAGCAUGGUCCCUUUUCUCCUGAAAAAGCACCUGAUGUGGGUAUUUUCGAUUUUAUUGGGAAGGAGCGUCGAGCGAAAUGGCAAUCGUUGGGCACUAUGUCUAAAGCAGAAGCCCAGGACACAUUUGUUCAGUCACUCCUUCAAAUUUGUCCUCAAUUCACCGCUCAUCUUGAGGCGAAUGAUGUAAUAUCAUAUCAGGAUGACGCUGAUGUAGAACCUCAGGAGUGUAAUGACCUCCCACCUACUGCUGUCCACGGCAUAAAUAGUCACUCGCUCUCCGUCGGUCCUUCCCAAAAGCUCAAUUAUCACUUCUCCCCCAGUCAAGAAUCUCAGAUUCGUAACGCACUAAAUACUCAAACUUUGGAUCAGUUUCGGGCGUACGCCGCUCAGUAUUACCCUGACAAUGAGGCUAAGCAAGCGGAAUUGAUCACACAACUGCAAGAUCGCCACUUCCACCAGUACAUGAUUUACAUAUCCGAAAAUCCGUCCGCUCUCCCCGGAGACAUUUCCUCGCAGAAUUCAGAACUAGCAUCGCACGCAUCACAGUCUCAGUCGAACGAUGAAUCUGCCUUGGUAAAAAACCAAUCGCACGAAGCCACUGUUUGCAAAUCAGCCAAGGACGGGAUGGAAUCCCGCUGUGUCAACGAACAGCAGAUGAAUGAAGGCGAUCUCGUCGCCCACAUCCCUGAUGGAAGGGACCACCUAGCAGCGCCCCAAAUGUGGACGAGAAAUGACAUCAAUGAGUUCAAGGCCCUUCUCGCCAAAGAUCCCGAAUCUGUCCUCAACGUAGGGAGCGGGGAACUGGUCACAAUCCGCGUUUCCGUGAUUCCAUCUGGCAACUGUCUCGUUUGGGAAUUCGCCACAGACGACUACGAUAUCGGCUUUGGCCUAAGCUUCGAAUGGCCCCCAGAAUCUACAGGCGCAAAUAACAAUUCGAGAGACAACGGUGAGCAAGCGACUCCAGAUGGGGGAUCGCUCAAGGCACCCUGGAACCUCAUCCAGGGGUCCUCCCAGCCUCCCCAGAAUAGCGAAGUUACUUCAGGAUCUUCAGAGGCUGUCAUUGAGGAGUUAAUUCCAGUUUAUAGGAGAACAUCUCACACCGAGGUGUACUGUGGUUCUCACAACUAUCCUGCCUCCAGUGGAACAUACCUUCUCAAAUUCGAUAACACAUACUCCCUUUGGCGAAAUAAGAUACUCUACUACCGGGUUUACUGCACACAAUGA
Messenger RNA from Echinococcus granulosus, 1440 nucleotides. RefSeq names its product Golgi resident protein GCP60. Lineage: Eukaryota; Metazoa; Platyhelminthes; Cestoda; Cyclophyllidea; Taeniidae. Gene Ontology annotation, cellular component: Golgi membrane. Gene Ontology annotation, molecular function: fatty-acyl-CoA binding. The transcript is spliced from 11 exons. The coding region runs from base 1 to 1440 and encodes 479 amino acids. The record is from RefSeq and is a predicted model, not a curated record.